AUGUCUGAGGAGCUAACCCAGUUAAUAGUCACCAGAGUUAAGCAAGCAGGUGUCAAAUGCUUCUUCUGCGGUACUGAGUUGGAUAUCUGGGUCUUGGGCAAACACCUGCCCGUGUGCGCCAAACUGUGUUACAAUAUCAUCAUUGAUAUGUUCCAGACUAAAGAAUCACAGGAGGAGACUCACACGUUGAGGCUGCGUAUAGAGGAGUUAGAGGGAAUCAUCAAGUCAUUAUCGCAACAACAACAACAACAACCAUUUUUUUUGUUUUUUUUUUUUUUUUUACAACAGCCACAACCAACAUCGUUGUCAUCAACACUCACGCUUCAGCAAAUGAAGACGCCAACCAAACAAGGUGCGGCAGAGAACAAUAGAGAGCUGAUGAAUAUCACACAUACCAAGAAGUUGAUGGAUGGAGAGACUAGCAAACAAACCAAGUGCUUCCUGCAUUCCAACGUUCGAGACCCAACCAAUCCCAACCGGAUUAUAGUAGAGGCGACUUGCAAUUCACCAGAGAACAAGAUCGAGAAGAAGAUCAUUGUCUACUAUGGCGACCAAAAAAUGAUGAUGUGCAGUGUUGGACAUAUUACAAACCAUACCAGGUCAAUGCCCUAUUUGAAGCUUGCUGUACCUGCGAUUGGAGAACACGAUCCAGAGAAGCCUAUCAUUGGAGAUUCUGUCCAACAUUGCCAGAACUGUUCAAAGGGUUGUUCUCGCAUCUUGAAGUGUUGCCAUCCAGACAGCACGUUUGGCGUCUUUGUAUACUUCUGUCGAUGGAACUGCCUUGUCGAGUAUCUAACCAACAAACGAGAGAAAUGGACUCAAUGGUGCGAAGCGAACACCGGUAUCUCCAGCAGGGCAACGAUAGAUAUCGACGAUAAUGCGAUGUCAACAACUACAUCACCACCCAUCCCAGCACCCAGCCCAGCAGCACCAAGCCCAGCAAUAACCAAACCAGUGUCUAAAUCAAAGGCCAAGAAAGCAGCUGCAACACCAACACCAACAACAACAACAACAACAACAACAACAACAAGGAGGAACAAUAAGAGGAAGAACAAUACCCUUGAAGAAGGUGAAGAAUAA
Acytostelium subglobosum LB1 is the source of this 1080-nucleotide messenger RNA. RefSeq lists its product as hypothetical. The transcript has a single exon. Bases 1 to 1080 code for a protein of 359 amino acids. NCBI's taxonomy places the organism in Eukaryota, Evosea, Eumycetozoa, Acytosteliales, Acytosteliaceae. The record is from RefSeq and is a predicted model, not a curated record.